UCCGAGCCUCGAUAGUGAAAUUGCGCGCCCUCUCUGUCAAUACUCUGCGUCAAUACUCUGCGUUAUCAUUUGGCUGCGAUGGCCCAAAACACACCAGACGACACACUCGCUCUACUUACGCGCCUCAGUCAAAAACCUGGGGUUCAAAGCACCCUCGUCCUAGCUCGCGACACCGGUGCCAUUGUCCGUACGUCGGGUCUGAUUUCGAAAAGUGCAUCCGCAAAUCCGAACAGCACGCUGCCAGCAUCGAGCGAGACAAGCGCGGACAAUUACACCAACACGAGGAAAGAGGGUGGCAUACACAAUGCGGAGGAUGUCGCAAGCAUGGUUUGGUCGUUUUUGACAGCAGCUGGUGACUUGGUCGACGGACUGGACACUGAGGAUGAAGUCAAGCUACUUAGGUUACGGACGAAGAAAAAUGAGCUUGUCAUUGUACCAGAUUCUAAAUACAUUCUCGUCGUGAUACACGACACUCCUCCGGCCUGAGCCCCAGCCUUCCUCUUCAAGUUCAUAUAUACAAGCGCGUCAAAUGAUACCCCGUUUCGAAAACGUACUUUUCUCCGCAAUGACCCUACCAGUGCGACGCACUGAGGGGUACCUCGUUGACAUCAACACCAUCUUUGAACCAUCG
Molecule: messenger RNA, 631 nt
Organism: Aaosphaeria arxii CBS 175.79
Lineage: Eukaryota; Fungi; Ascomycota; Dothideomycetes; Pleosporales
Exons: 3
Coding region: 79-486 (135 amino acids)
Biological process (GO): microtubule-based movement
Cellular component (GO): cytoplasm; cytoplasmic dynein complex
Molecular function (GO): dynein intermediate chain binding
Source: RefSeq, a predicted model, not a curated record